Molecule: messenger RNA, 1718 nt
Organism: Symsagittifera roscoffensis
Lineage: Eukaryota; Metazoa; Xenacoelomorpha; Acoela; Convolutidae
Product: aquaporin AQPAe.a-like
Exons: 3
Coding region: 634-1512 (292 amino acids)
Biological process (GO): transmembrane transport
Cellular component (GO): plasma membrane
Molecular function (GO): channel activity
Source: RefSeq, a predicted model, not a curated record
CCAGUCUUACUGCUUGGAAUUAGAAUAUGCACAGCUUGUGUGCAUUGAGGUAUAAUGUGAAAUCUUUCCUUCGAAUUGGAAUAAAUUUAUUGAACUUGCUGGUUGCACAACUCUUGAGCCGCGAUUUCUCUUAAAUUGUCAGGUCAAGUUAUUGUACCAAUACGAAGCCAAAGCGGUGUGCCAUUGUUCAUAUGACUGACGAUCGUGCGUUCUGUACACCAACCUUUAAAUAACUGCCAGUCAAUUUUAAUAGUAAAAAAUCAUACCACUUUUAACACAUUUUUUGGAUAAUUUGUGUGUAUUGAUGAUAAUUUAUUGAUACAAUUCGGGACGAUCAAACAUGUUUGCUUCUUAAAUUACAGAUUGUAACAAACUUCAGCUCAAAGCGUAGUUCUGCUUCAUAUUUUCAGAAGAAUUUUACGGCCGACCUCUGAGCUAAAGCGUGAAAACAUUAACACAAAUCUGAACAAGUUCAAGAAGUCAUCGAUAUUUAACUCGGCUCGUUUAUACGUCGACUCUUUGUUUACUUUGAGGAGACUUGGUACAAAAAUUUGUUUGACUUAACCGAUAUAACUUAUCAGUUAUCAACAAAAAAUAUCUUAAUCUGUUUCAUCGUUAAAGAACUUCAAAACCAUGGGUUAUCAUAGAAAACAUGCGGUUGAUAAUCUCCUGCAAAUACCGUGGGCGCUGAAAGAUCGUCGACUUUGGCGUGCUGUUUUUGCCGAGUUUUUCGGAACUUUCAUCAUGAUUUUUGUCGGGUUGCUCAACAUCGUCGGCGCCGAAAACAAGCAGGCAAUGGGUGACGAAAUUGACAAUCUCAUAGCGCCCGGGCUAACCUUCGCAGCUAUCAUCAUGACUCUGAUUCACAUCAUUGGACCCACCUCGGGGUGUCAUAUUAACCCGGCUGUGACCAUUUCUCUGAUGGUUUCAAAGAGGUGCCACUUCAUCAAGGGACUUCUCUACAUCCCCACCCAGUUCGUAGGUGGGAUAGCAGGGGCUGCCAUGGUGUACUGGGUUGCACCUCAUCAGUGGGUGGAGGACACGCAUCUGGGCAUGAACUUAUUGAAGCCAGGGAUCAACAUGUUCCAGGGUCUGGCGGUGGAGAUUAUUGGGACCAUGAUCCUAGUGCUGCUAGUACUCGUCAUCUCAGACCCAGACCCAAAGAAGGACUUUGAGGGCUUCCCGGCCACCUCAGCUGGCUUCAUGGUUCUGGCCUGUGUGUUCUUCAUGGCUCCCUUUACCGGCUGCAGUCUCAACCCCGCCCGCUCCUUCGCCCCCGCCCUCAUCAUGAUGCAGUUCCAUGACUACCACUGGAUAUACUUUGUGGGCCCAAUCAGUGGGGGACUGCUGGCAGUGGCACUGUACUUCACCAUGUUUAUUCAGGGCAUCCACCAGUUCGAUGACCCCCCAGAAACAGUAGCGACAGCAGCGACAGCAGCAACAGCAGCAGAAAAUCAUGAGCUUAAAGAGAAACCCUUUUCAGCUUCCAACGGUGCGAGCGAGGUGGCCUGAAUUUUAUGCAUGGAUAUUACUAAAAAGAAAGCAUCCAAUUCCAGAAAAAGAUAACAAUGCCAAGAUUUACUACAAAUGAAACAAAGUAAAUUUCUAUCAGCGGGGAGCAAAACUGACCAAUUCAACUCACUUAAUGAACCGAAACUAUUAAUGAAAUAAAAUGCAAAAACUAAUUCAGUGCUAUAACAAUUUAACAUUUGAUUUUC